Messenger RNA from Lactuca virosa, 1081 nucleotides. NCBI's taxonomy places the organism in Eukaryota, Viridiplantae, Streptophyta, Magnoliopsida, Asterales, Asteraceae. The record is from the annotation of a GenBank genome assembly.
UGAAGGCCAAAUAAAGCAGAUCACUCAGUCUCCUUUGCGCAAUAGAAUAGAUCUUGAGCUUCAUCAUCUUCCUCUGAAGCUAUAUCUUUCUCGUCUGUAACAAAUGUCAAUUCCUGCAAAAAGACUAGAAGGAAAGGUAGCAUUGAUAACAGGAGCAGCGAGUGGUAUUGGUGAGUGUUGUGCAAAACUUUUUGCCGCACAUGGAGCAAAAAUCAUCAUCGCAGACGUACAAGACCAACUCGGUCAAGCAGUCUCCGAGGCAAUAGGCUCAUCAAACUCAAUGUAUAUCCAUUGUGACAUCACCAAUGAAGAGGAAGUCAAAAACACCAUAGACACUGCAGUCGCCACUUAUGGAAAACUUGACAUCAUGUUCAACAACGCAGGGGUAGCAGAUGCUUUCAAGCCACGCAUUAUAGACAAUGAGAAAAAGGACAUCGAGCGUGUACUUAAUGUCAAUGUCAUAGGAACCUUUUUGUGCAUGAAACAUGCGGCUAGGGUUAUGGUUCCACAGAAAUCAGGCUCGAUUAUAACAACAUCUAGCCUUACUUCACAUCUUGGAGGUAUGGCUAGUCAUGCUUAUUCGUGUUCAAAACACGCGUUAGUUGGUCUAACUAGGAAUCUAGCUGUUGAGCUUGCACCAUUUGGCAUUCGAGUCAAUUGUGUGUCGCCUUUUGGAAUUGCUACACCGAUGACUGCGGAUUUCAUCGGGCUUGAAAGGGAGGUUUUUGAGAAUAUGAUAAAUGGAGUCGCGAACCUUAAGGGUGUGACACAUAAACCAGAUGAUGUUGCAUAUGCUGCCCUUUAUUUGGCUAGUGAUGAGGCUAAGUAUGUAACUGCACAAAAUAUGCUUGUUGAUGGUGGAUUGAGCUAUUGUAAUAACUCCUUCAACAUGUUUAAGUAUCCUGAGGAGGCUGCUUAAGUUGAGAAGUUUGGUAUGUUUUUAAUAUUUUUAAUAAGACAAACGUAUGUGGGUGCAUGCUUCAUUAUUUAUAAUUACAAGAGUUUGUAGCCUAUGACCAUGUUCUUCUAAGUUUAUUAUUUGCCUCAUUAAAUUCUAAAAGUUCUAUUAUUUUGAGUAUUA